AUGUCCCUUCAUGAUGAGUUGAAGGAAAUUGGGUACAUGGGUCAUCCAGUCGUCAUUGAAUUUUUGCUACUCCCAAUAUCAAGGCUGGGGACCAACGAUUGGUCUCCCAGUAGCAAGCAGAUUCCGGCUUACUUAAUGGAGCGAUGGAUAAUUCAGUUUCUCCCGAAAAGGCUUGUGACGGACACCCUGUCAGAUUUGUCAAAACUCUUCGAGGACAUCAACUCUUUCUGUAAGUCAUCAGCGGUAAACAAAGUACUAUUUGGAGAUGGACCCUACUGUGGUGUUCCUGAACUAAGUGAACUAUGCUGCAUAUGCAGUCGAGUCCUUGCUGGUAGCAGAGAGGUCCUCGAUACAAUCGUAACAUCUGUGUUAGAGCUCCCACGAGUGCCACUGAAUGACAUUAUUUUUGACUCCCUGCAAUGUCUGCAUAGUGGUACAAUGAGUCUGCCCACAAAGCGAUGGAACGAGGUGCCAUUGUAUGCUGGUUGCCCCAAUGCUUUAUCCGACGAUACUUCAAAAUGCAAGGUGCCGAAGAGCCCGGUUGUGAUAAUGUCAAAAUGGACCAAACCUACGUCUUUCCUUGAAUCCCCACCCUGUAAAUUGAAGCGUAUGCAGCAAGACAGUAGGCCCCGAGUGGACGAGUGCAUUAGCCAGUUUACCUCUCUGAGUGUGCAACAACAAAAACAGGCGCAGACGAAUAAGUCAUCGAAGGCCGAAGUGUGCGUGCCAAUCGCGGACUCUGUGGAGCGUCACUUCUCGAGCAAAAGUUUUACAGAGUCUUCUUUUCAUUCUCUGUCUUUCAACCCACAAACUGGUUUGCCCUUGCAGUCUUCACCUAUGCCAAUCAAACAAAAGAGCGCUAAUAAUUUCGACUUCGACAAUUCCACCUUCCAUUCGCCUUCUGCAAAAGCACAUAGCAACGGUGCAAAUAGCGAUGCCGAUUCAUCAAAAACUGCACGGCCGACAACCCUGGUGCUGAAGCGUCGAUCUUCACGACGUGGUCGAACAGUCAGCGCCCCCACCACCACAUCGCCAUUUGGCGGAGUACUCUGGGGUGGCGGUGGAGUCUUAAUGCCUGUAACUCCCCUCCCACCACAUUCUUCACAUCGGCUACUAAUCAACUUUGAAGAGAGCAUGUUAAACGGACGCAUUCCACCCAAGGGAAUGGUUGAGGGUUUUUCAUUGGGGAUUGGUGCCAGCGGCUCCUUCUUUCCCGUCCAUGUGAAGCUGCCUAUUGUAGCGUACUUCUUUCAACUCUCGGACGAUGGCAACACACCCUCGCCUUAUCUCGGUCAUGUAGACCUCACUGGUCUUUCCAACAAACGUGGCUACCACGUGCCUCAUAAGGGGUUGAUACAGUUGACUCUCUUUAACCCAUCCCACUCUGUGAUGAAGAUGUUUGUAAUCGAGUAUAACCUAGAGGACAUGCCUGCAAAUAGUCAGACGUUUUUGCGACAGCGGACGGUCUACAUGCCCACUUCUGGAGACGAUGAAGCUGAUCCUAUGUCCAACGUGUCCUCCGACUUGGUGUCGUGCGUGUUGAAGGGCAAGGUGGAGAGUCUGGAACAGCGCCAACUUUCCCCUCUCAGCUCCACCCCAGGCCCAUUACCCAUCUUUCUUCGCUACUUAGUUCAUCUACGAUUUCAUACAACAAAGUCGAAUAACCUUUAUCUGCACACGGAUAUUCGCCUCAUUUUUGCGCGCGACACCUUCGAAUUUGAUCCACGCGUGACUACUUACCGAAUGCACUCCUUCAUUGACGGCCCCAAAAAUCCGCGCUUUUCACCGAAAACCUGCUAA
Molecule: messenger RNA, 1800 nt
Organism: Echinococcus granulosus
Lineage: Eukaryota; Metazoa; Platyhelminthes; Cestoda; Cyclophyllidea; Taeniidae
Exons: 8
Coding region: 1-1800 (599 amino acids)
Source: RefSeq, a predicted model, not a curated record